Radiomyces spectabilis is the source of this 1848-nucleotide messenger RNA. Its product is annotated as cytochrome P450. The coding region runs from base 1 to 1545 and encodes 514 amino acids. The transcript has 10 exons. Gene Ontology annotation, molecular function: iron ion binding; oxidoreductase activity, acting on paired donors, with incorporation or reduction of molecular oxygen; heme binding. The record is from RefSeq and is a predicted model, not a curated record. NCBI's taxonomy places the organism in Eukaryota, Fungi, Mucoromycota, Mucoromycetes, Mucorales, Radiomycetaceae.
AUGGAUUCCAGCCGGAUUAUCAAAUACUUUGACAAACCACGCAAGUGGUCCUAUCUGAGCGCCGCCGUGACUCUUUUCCUUACUUUCAAAGUGUAUAAAAUUUUUCGUGUCCCAUCCAACUUGCGUCACAUACCUGCCGUACCUUAUUGGUGCAUGAUAAAAGCUUUCUUGUCGCAAAAGUCGCCGCAAGAACGCUUCGAACAGCUCACUUUGCCAAUCAUUCAAAGGUCAAAGGGCAUUUACUUGAACAAAGUACCUUUCGAAUGGACCGUUUAUGUUGCAGAUCCAAUAGCGGCUAAAACCAUACUUAACACAAGAGAUAUUCCCAAGGACCAAUCUGUUUUCCAUAAGCUUGCGGACUCAACACCUGUUGUCAGGCUUUUUGGUCAUGAAAAUCUCCCGCUUAGCAAUGGGAUUACAUGGAAGAAGCAACGAAAGCUGAUAAAUCCGGCUUUCAGCCGAGCUGUGCCGACGGACGCUUUGGGAAACGUGAUGCUCCGAGUCUACAAAAACAUAGACAACUAUGACGGAAAUCGUGUCGAGGUUCUGCAACUGAUGCGCUUGAUGAGUUUGGAUGGAGCCGGAUUGGCAUUCUUUGGACUUGAUUUCCAGGCGUUGGAUGGAAAGGAAGCAGAGUGGACCGCAUUACAGCGUGAGCUGCUCAAUGCAUUAAUUGAUCCCGUUCAAUACGUAUUUCCAGGCAUGAGUUUCCUUGCAUCAAAGAUUUUUCCUCAUCUAAAAUCAAGCAACGACGCCAUCGAUGUCCUCAAUCAACUCAUUUUAAAGAAAGCACACGAGAGACGAUCUAUGCUUCAAACACAGCAACCAGAACAAAGUGGAAGCACGCCAAACAGUGAGAUAGACGCUCUCACACUGAUGGUAGAGGCAGAAAUGAAGGAUGAAGAGGCUUGUCCAAUGGAAGAAUUAAGAGCAAACACGGCCAUCCUUUUCGUAGCCGGAUACGAAGUAAUAUGUCACGCUAUCGCGUUUUCUAUUUAUCAUUUGGCCGCUCACAAAGGUAUUCAGGACAAAGCUCGUAGGGAAGUACUUGGCAUACUUGGAGAUGAACCAAAGGAUGUUAUUCCUACCUUUGCCGAAACCCAAAAUAUGGAAUAUAUCCACAUGAUCGCAAAAGAAACAUUGCGAAUAAGUCCGCCGGCAGAUACCAUCUGGCCUCGAGUAACUCAAGAAGACACAUAUAUCUGUGACACCUUCAUUCCCAAAGGCACCAGUAUUAGCAUUGAUAUGCACGCUCUUCAAAACCGUCCGGACAUCUGGGACCAACCAGCCGAAUUUAGGCCGGAGCGCUUUGCAAAAAAUGGUGAACAUGAUCAGCAUGAAGGCUUGACAUGGAUUCCUUUCAGCAGCGGCGAUCGUAAAUGUAUUGCUACCAAAUAUGUAAUGACGCAACUAAUUGUGUGCCUGGCAAUGUUAUUACGGAAAUACGAAUGGAGUGUUCCCGAAGAUUCGCCACAUCCUGCCUCUGACACGCUAUUCAGCACAUUCCCCGCAUCUUUUGCUAUUAAUUUCAGCGCACGCUACUGAAAAUAAAGCCAUGCGGUGAACAAUGGCUCUGACAAGAUGUUUACUUUAAGCUUCCGAAUCCAAUAAAACCAUUUAAUCAAUGACCAAGAAAGGUCGCCCAGCUUCAUUGGGAGAGCCGGCUGCUGAAGCAAUGUCCGUUAGAAGGUCUUCCCUUCUCGUUCGAGUAGUUGAAUACAGUCACUGUGGUAAUUCACUGCUUGUUUGUAAUUAUCCAUUAUUGGCUCUUGACCAACAACUAACAAGCUAGAAAGUCUCGAAAAAGGAUGAUGCAUUUAUCACACGUGCCUCGCAUCAUAAAUAAAC